Molecule: messenger RNA, 1680 nt
Organism: Moneuplotes crassus
Lineage: Eukaryota; Ciliophora; Spirotrichea; Euplotida; Euplotidae
Source: the annotation of a GenBank genome assembly
CCCCUCUCUCCCUCAAUUUUAUUCCUCCAAAUUAAAUUUCCCAUGUACAGAUCCCCUUUCGAUCCACUUCUCCCCUACAAUCCUCGUAUCUACUCUAUUAGCCACUCAUGUGAACGUCCCAGAGUCCACCUUGCCCUUCCUUACUCCUUCACCCAUUGGAGCGCCUUCAGGACCAAUAAGUGUAAGCUCUGUGAGAAGCCCCUGCGUGCUUGUAGGGAGGAACUCAGCCAGAGGGUACAGCAGAAGUAUGGAUGUGUGCCUAUAAAGCACGGUGUGUACUAUGAGUGAUAUAAGACUUUUGAUGAACUACAUCCGGAUAUAACUGAGGAAGAAGAGGAAGAAGAAGAAGAAGAGGAAGAAGAGAUGAUUUAUCAAUACCAAGAAUCUGAAGUGUCAGAAAUGUCAGAGUAUGAAUCAGAAGAUUUACCAUUUGAGGAGCUACCUGAAGUGAAGAAGGAAGCUCAACUCCAAAGCUCUGUUGUUACUGAAGAGGUUUUCCAAGAGAAUUUCACUAAGUCAUACUAUUUUGAAGCGUUUAAUAGAACUGAGAGGAUGCCUAAGUUAGAAGAGGCAAUGAAAGAUCUUAAGGACUUAUUCCACCAUGAUACCGAAAUUACCAAUAAAAUUUCUUCAGCUUAUACACCAAAUGACCCCGCUGAAGAUUGUAUGGUGGUCACUAAGCUCUGGACUUCAAGCGAUGAGUUCACGAAGACACUGAAUGCAGGCCUUGCCCUUGAUGCGGUGGCUACUUUUGGAGAAGAGGUCUUUAAGGGCGCACAGUUUUAUGAGAGUGUAUUGGCCAAAUGUGGUAAAAAUUACAAAGAAGUUAUUGAUAAAAGUAUUAAAUACAUGAGAAUGUUGAGCACUUAUAUCGCUGAUCAAGGUUCAGAUGCCAACACUGAAGACAGAUCAGUCUACCGUGGAGUCCCUGCCAACGUGCUUCAACGCAUCGAGACAGGCGAGACCUUCAGGAUGGUCACUUGGGGCUGCGCUAGUGAGAUAUAUACAGAAGCUGAGAAAUUUCUUCAAGGGAUGACACAGACAGAAGAAGAGAAGAAGAAAGUGACCAGGAAUACGAUGAUUAAGUUUAAUGUUAAGAAAGGAUCGAAAAAUGCAGGGAAGAUUAAUAUGAUUGGGAUGUCGGAUUAUUCAUAUGAGAUGGAAACAUUGAUACCUCCCUACUCUGCAUCGGUUUGUGUGAAGAAGGAGGUGAUCAAGAACAGUGAAGUUAAUGAAGGAGCCUUAAUGGUAUCAGGGCCAUCACCAGUACCUUCAGGAAUGCAGAAGAACACAAGAGGUAUGUCUCCUAAAGAAGAAAGUAAAACACCCGAUGAGACAGAGGAGACUGCAGCAACUAAUGAGGAUAAGCCUUCUAAUGAUGCUAUUUCUGGGGUGAUAAGCCCUGAGAUACAUGAGAUAAGCAAAGCAGUAGUUGCUCAGUGCUUAGAUGACAAAUCAAAUACCUUACUUGGCCAUUUCCUUACAUUUAUGACAUCAUCGCUGCUCAGCGAUUUAUACAACAAUAAAAAUGAUGAAGGAAAAAUUGAUGAAGGAGAGGGAGAGAAGAGUGAAGGAGAAGGGGAGAAGGUUAAACCAACUAUCAUCAAAACAAAUGUGAUCGUACUCGACUUGGCCAAAGACAAUCAAGAAUUCAAAGACAAUAUUAAAGUAGAUUUUUAG